Molecule: messenger RNA, 1591 nt
Organism: Anolis carolinensis (green anole)
Lineage: Eukaryota; Metazoa; Chordata; Lepidosauria; Squamata; Anolidae
Gene: rsl24d1
Product: ribosomal L24 domain containing 1
Exons: 5
Coding region: 38-529 (163 amino acids)
Biological process (GO): ribosomal large subunit biogenesis
Cellular component (GO): nucleolus
Source: RefSeq, a predicted model, not a curated record
UCCUUCUUUCCGGUUCCGCCUCCUUUUCCGGUCCGCCAUGCGCGUGGAGCGGUGCUACUUCUGCUCGGGGCCGGUCUACCCGGGCCACGGGGUGCUCUUCGUGCGCAACGACUGCAAGGCCUUCCGCUUCUGCCGCUCCAAGUGCCACAAGGGCUUCAAGAAGAAGCGCAACCCCCGGAAGGUGCGAUGGACCAAGGCCUUCCGCAAGGCCUCCGGGAAGGAGCUGGCCACGGAUAAUUCAUUCGAGUUCGAGAAGCGGAGAAAUGAGCCGGUGAAAUACCAGCGAGAGCUUUGGAACAAGACAGUGGAUGCGAUGAAGAAAGUGGAGGAGAUCAAGCAAAAGCGUCAAGCCAAGUUCAUCCUGAACAGGUUAAAGAAAGGGAAAGAGCUGCAGAAGGCCCAAGACAUCAAGGAGGUCAAGCAGAACAUCCACCUCAUCCGGGCUCCGCACGCAGGCAAAGCCAAGCAGCUGGAAGAGAAGAUGGUGCAGCAGUUACAGGACACAGUGGAGAUGGAGGACGCCUCCUAGGAAACCUCGAUCCCUCUUGGUUGUUUGUGUGCAAAGCCCUCUUUUUGCUUCCGACUGGGUGCUCUUCAAUCUAUUCUGUAUGUCGACUGUUGGAUAAGAGGACAAUACAAAUGUUGCAGGGACAGAGAAAGAGGCCUGUUGAUAUCCUACAUCUAGUGAACCAUAUGGCGCAUCAAAUAAAAACAUGGGUGUGAAAAAAUACCAGCCUGGUGCCUGCUUGGUCUGAUUGGAAAAGCACUGAGCAAUAUGUUCUAUGGGGUGUUGUGUCGUUUCCGUGCUGUGUGGCCUGUGUGUUCUAGCAGCAUUUUCUCCUGAUGUUUCACCUGCAUUUGUGGCUAGUGGCAUCUUGAGAGGAUCUGAUGCUAGCAGGGCAAAUUGAUUUUAUGUUAUGCCUUUUAAAUUCAUUUGUGUGUUUUUGUAUUUGAUAUCACUGUAUGCUUGUUUUAUGUCUGUGAGCCGCCCCGAGUCCCUCUGGGGAGAGGGUGGCGGGGAACAAAAAUAAAAUUAUUAUAAUAUUAUUAUUAUUACCUGUGGAAUGUCUAUUAACCAAGUGUGAAGGAUGCUAUUAGUGGCUGGUAUUGAGAUGAAGGAACAGCAACUCCUUGUUUCUUUGUAUGUAAUGUGGUUUCUCUCAUGUAGGGGUGUUGUGUUAUAGGCGUGUAGUGUGGAUUCGCACUUGUAAGAGUGUUAAGUUCAAUGCAGUCAUAGAUACGGUGAGCCUGUGGUGUUGUGAAAGUUCCCUUGGCUGUGAGAAAUGAGGGGCAGAAGCGUAGAAAAAAGGUUAGAGGACACAAUUGGUGUGUUUUCCUGAGUUGUCGUUUUCCCAAUCUCUGUGUGUCUUGGAACUAUUUCUUCCCAUAGAGAUGUUGAAUGUAUUGUCAAAAUCUUUCACUUGCUGUGAGUUUUCUGGUCUGCCUGGCCAUGUUCCAGAAGCAUUCUCUCCUGAUGUUUCACCCACAUCUAUGGCAGGCAUCCUCAGAGUUUGUGAGGUCUGUUGGAAACUAGGCAAGUGGAGUUUAUAUAAUAAUAACAAUAAUAAUAAAGGAAGUGUUCGACUUGUGA